This is a messenger RNA of Trichogramma pretiosum, 450 nucleotides long. RefSeq lists its product as uncharacterized. Gene Ontology annotation, cellular component: plasma membrane. Lineage: Eukaryota; Metazoa; Arthropoda; Insecta; Hymenoptera; Trichogrammatidae. Gene Ontology annotation, molecular function: odorant binding; olfactory receptor activity. The transcript is spliced from 4 exons. Gene Ontology annotation, biological process: detection of chemical stimulus involved in sensory perception of smell; sensory perception of smell. Bases 1 to 414 code for a protein of 137 amino acids. The record is from RefSeq and is a predicted model, not a curated record.
AUGGAACUAUUCAAUCAAAUAGCCAGCCCACUCAUGAUCGUAAUAUUAACUCUAGUAUCAAUGUGCCUUGUUAUUUCUGCUUUUUGGAUGGUGAUUUUAUCAAAAACAGACACGGCUGAAACUUUCAGAAUGUUUUGUGCAUUUUCUUUGGCAAAUAUUUCUUUAUUUUUCAUCUGCUUACCGAGCCAAAUUGUAGUGGAUACCAACACUUACGUAUAUAACUCAUGUUACAGUUGCAAUUGGUAUGAUUAUCCAACAAAAUCACGAAAAUACUUUCAAUUAUUUAUUUUGAGAUUAUCGAAAACUUUAGUGGUUCCAGCUGGACCAUUAGCCAAAUUAAACUUCGAGACGUACGGAAAUAUUAUAAAAACAUCUUUGUCGUAUACAACAGCUUUAAUGUCGAUAUAUCUAUAAUAUAUUCGUUAUUAUUAAUGGUAAUCUCAGAAAUGA